AUGGAUAUGGAAAACCUGGAAUACUACGACAACAUUAACAAUACGUGUACAGAGUUAAACCUUGCAGAUCACUGGAAAAAUUAUAAUACCUUAGAACAGGCAGUUUCUAGAGGUGGAUUACUUCGUCACAAAAAAUCAAGACGAAAUACAUAUGAUUAUUUUAAUGACAAAUUAAAUAUAGAUUUAAAUGAACCAUCGACUUCUAAACCAAGAAAAUUUAAUCAAAGUUACGGAAGGACACCACCUUGCAAGUCUAGAAAGAUACGGCGAAAAAAAUCGCCAAAAAGAUGUCCAAUUAGGAUUGCCGAAUUAGCUGUACCAACAAAACGACGAUGUAUAGAGACGUGGAGAUAUAAAUCUGGAGUCUUGCCACAUUUUAUGGUAGAUAGACUCAAACAGCGGGUUAUGGAUGAAAGCCCAGUAGUGCAUAUAAACGAAGCAAUAAAUUGCUUUAAAAGGAAGAAAAAAAGGACAAAAAAGAGGUCUCAUAAAAAACCACAUACGGUAGUAGAAAAUGAUCGAAUGAGAGAAAUACGUAUAUUAUGUGCUAUAUUCGGGUACAAAAUUUUUUUGAAGCUACUACGACCGUUAAACAUAUCAUUAAAUCCACGUUUGGAAAGAAUAAAUAAUAUGGUUAAGGAAGAAAUACAUGAAGUACUAAAAUGUAAGAAUAUUUCGAAACAAAAACAGGACAAAAAUAAAGAGCAUCUUUACGAAAUUGCGCGUAAGAUAACAUUAUGGGCUGUGAAUAUAUUAGAGGAAACGGAUAACAAGCUGUUAGAAGAGGAGCUCAGGGAGCUAGAAGAAGAAGAAGGACCGGUUUUAGAUUUAAUUGAUAACUUAAUCGAAAGAGCUAUGAAUAUUUGUGAGUUGCGUUAUUAUGAAACUACUAAUAAUGCGGAUGAAAAAACUGAGUCAGGGCAAAUAACAUCAUCAGUCAAAAUCAGUAAAGAGACAGUCGCUGAUCCCACUGAGGAUAGUAAAAUAGUAUCGAGGAAGGAUGAAGAUUAUCUCGAUAAAUUUGAAGGAGCUUUAGAAGAAAAUUAUGAAAAUGCGUUAAAUUUUACGAAAGGGACGUCCGAAUCUAUAAAUCAAAAUGAAGAUUUCUUGCUAACAAAUUAUAUAUAUGAAGAUUAUGAUCGUCAAUACAUAUCAGAACAUUUUAAGACAGAAGUGCAAACAAUAAUAGACGAAAUAUUAAGUAGUGCGAUUGCCUUGAAAGUUGAACUGGAAAGGAAAGAAAGUGGAAAUAGUCAGAUUGGAUUAACCUAUGUUACUGAGACCAAUACAGGUUUAGACAAAGUAAUACGUGAUGAAGACAGUUAUACAAUGCAAGAUGUCAAUAACAAAAAGUCUCCUGAAUUGGAAUCUUAUUUCAAUAAUGAAGAGAGCGGUAAAGAUCAUUCAGUCGAAAAAAUAUAUAUUGCACAUGAUAACAAUGAAGUUGAAAAUGCAAGUGAAAACAAAUAUUUAUCCGAAGUAACAUCUGAUGCCGAUUUCGAAAAAAACGAUAAAAAUCAGCCACAAGAAGCAUUAGAUUCUAAUUCAGUUAUUCCUAAAAAUAAAAACGAUUUGGAAAAUGGAAGUGGUAGCACUAUGUUAAAUGAAAUGAAAUCUGAUUAUAAUGUUAAAGAAAAUGAUAAAAGCGGUUCAUUUUUACUAGACGCAUUAGAUUCAAAUUCAGAAAAAAGUAAAAAUAAAAACCAAGUAGAAGAUGAUACAGAACUACUGAGUGAACUAAAAUCUAAUUUAGAUAAUGAAGUCAAAGAAAUUUAUACAGUCGACUCAAAAGCACAUGCAUACAGCAACAUAGGAAAAGAAAAAGACGUUGAUGUGGAAAAUCUAAAUCAAAAUCAAAUUGAAUUAAACACCAUUCACACUGAAACUGCAAAUAAUGAAAAUGUACAACCGUAUGAAGAAUUAAAUGAUAUUACAGACAGAAAUGUCAUUAUAACAAAGAAUACCGUAAGUAAUCAAGGAGGCGAAAACAAUAUAACUGACUUAAUGGAUGCAGAAAACGAGGAUCUAAUAUUAUCUCCUCAAAAUAGCGAACAGAAACAAAGAACUGAGGAUAUUGCACAUACAAGUUUAGAUAAACUGACUGAGGAACCUGCAGAAGACGUCAACGAAGAAGAUAAAAACAAAAAAGUAAAAUUUUCAGAUACUGAUAUGGAUAUUAAAAACAAAACACAGCUAAUAACUAAUUCCAGCCAGAUCUUAAUGCAAAUACCAUCUCGUAAUGACAUAAUGGAGAACAUCGAUUUUGCACCGCCGAACCCUAAGUUACUGUCAAACGUUGAUGAAUCAUGGCCAGAAGAUAUGUCCACACCUACAUUUAAGGUUACUGAAAGUGUUAAUAAAUCAGUAACAUCACUAGGGAACAUUUUUGAGGCAGAUGAAAAGAAAGAACUGUCGCCUGAAAAUAGUUACGAUUUUACACGAAAUUCUGAAAUAAUAAUAAAUGACAGACCUUUUACCUCAACGUCCAUGAAUAUUUUCGAAAUCGAAAACGUUUCACACGCGCAAUUUCAUAAAGAGAAAGAGUUUGGAGAAAAGUUCUCGGCAACAAUUAAAGAUACCAAUUUUCAAGCAAAUAAAGAUCAGAAACAAUCUAUAGUCGACCGAGAAAAGAAACCAGACACAAUAAAAAGUAAGAGAUCACUGGUACAAGGAAAAUAUUCUAAACAACCCAACGAUAUCAAAACCAAUACUAGUUGUGAUAAAAUUAGGAUCGAGAAAAAGCCGCGAAACAUAAGUAAUAAUAAAUUAAAAGAAACUGGAAGACUAAAUAUCCCCAAAAAAUAUAAAUACUUGCCUGAGAAAACCAACGACAUAAGUAUAAAGGAACCAAAUAAAAUAUACAAACAAAGGAACGAUAAACGACGACAAAAUUUUACGAUAAGAAAUUCUAAUAUAAAAAGGAAAUUUAACAAUAAAGGAAAUGAUAAUCGUAUUGUUAAAAAUGCAGUUGAUAUUGAGAUGAAUUCAAAGGCUUUAAAAGAACGGAAAGAACUUCAAGAUAACCGACCGAAACAAAAGACGAAGGAAAGUCCUAACGCAAAUGUUGAAUUACUCCAAAAAACAUCAAUAAAUUAUGAACAUCGGAAACCUAAUCCAUAUUCAUGUCAGAAUUCAGUCCGUAGAGCUAAAACUUAUAAUUCACAUUUUCAACGAGAGAUAGGUCUAAGUGAGGAUUGCGGUAUUCAAAACUGGUGCAAAAAUUUAGAAAGUGUUAUCGAAAAUUUGGAAAUGUGGAACGCUUGGAUAUAUAAUGCGUGUAAACGUAUUGAAUAUCUUAGUGAAAAAGGAAAAAUUAAACACUCACGAUCUACAGAAAUGGUUAAAAUUAAAUGGAAAACGUUACAUAAAUAUAUAAAAGAAGAUAUUAUUUUAUGGAAGGACAUACAGCGGCGUAAUCGAGAUGGUUUAAAAGGCUAUAAGAAAUAUUGCAAUAAUAAAAAGAUCCAUAGAACAACUAAUUUCGAAAUAAGGUGUAACUGCAGAAACACUUAG
This is a messenger RNA of Parnassius apollo (apollo), 3513 nucleotides long. NCBI's taxonomy places the organism in Eukaryota, Metazoa, Arthropoda, Insecta, Lepidoptera, Papilionidae. The record is from the annotation of a GenBank genome assembly.